UAUACUUCGCCUUUUCGCCACUUUCUAAGAAAGAAAUUGUUACAGUGCAAUAUUUUUGUUAUAAAAAUAAUAUAAAAGCAUCCUAAAAGCUUAAAAAACAUAUUUUUUAAUAAUUUGAAACAUGUACUUUUUUGUGUGACAGCUAUUAAUUGCACCAAUUAUAAAACGUUGAAGUUUUAGUGAAAAAGGCUCUUAUUUGUAAGAAAUGUCGUGGCAACAACAUACAAAUGCAUCUCAACAAAAAUUUCAUCCCAAUUCUUCGACUGCUAAUAUGUCCGUUACGAACACUUCAUAUGCUUUAAAAUCAUCCACUGCCCCUGCUGCAAACAAUAAUCGAGCUCAAACAUAUGCUACUGGUGUUCCACAAUUGAAUGCAUUAAGUCAAGAAUAUGAACCAAAUCAUUUGUCCACUCCUCAGCAAGGGCAACCUUGGCAACAGCAGCAAAACUACUUAGCGCAAAAUAGAAACAUGCAACCAACUGCUGCACAGAAUUGGCAACAACAACAACAACCACAACAGCAACAACAACAACAGAUUGCUAAUUCAAAUUUAUAUUCACAAUAUACUAAUACAGCGAACAACUGGCAAACACAAAUGCAUGCAACGUCCCCGCAACAGCCAGUAUAUCAACCACAGCAGCAACAAAACUAUCAACAACAACAUCACAAUCAAUUUCAGCAUCAGCAACAGCAACAACAACAGGUUAAUUCAACUCCAACAUAUAAUCCUUCUACCAAUUAUUUUGAUCAACAACAAAGCUAUCAGCAACAGACUGCAUCCAAUUACAUUCAACAGUCUUUACCAACUCAGAAUAUUCAACAAACAACACAGCUGCACGCGGAACAACUACCACAACCACAACCACAACCACAACAACAACAAACUUCAACUACGAAUCAACAAUUAUUCGACAAUAAUAGUAAUACUAAUAGAAACGAUGGAUGGGGUGAUUGGGAUUGGAACGACAAUAGCAAUAGUAACCUCAACGACAAACAACCAUCUACACAGCAAAACAUUUUGCCUGUACUGAAUCAGCAGUCAGAGAAUCCACUGCAAAGUGUACCAAGCAGAAAUAUCAACGUAAUUGAAGAUAGCUUCAGUACACAAUCAAACGAUAAUUGGAAUUGGGGCACCACAGAUGAUAGUAACUUAAGUACAUCAGAACAACCAGUUACUGCCACUCAAACUGAACAUUUAAAAAUAGCACCUACACCACAACAAGUGCCAAUUGCAAGUGAAGUAAAACAAGAUAUGAAUACCUUUCAUGUGCCUAAACAACAAAAUACUGGAGAAUAUUCUAUUCCUUCUGAAAUAAAUACUAUUCAGUUAAAUCAUCAAACACAAUCAGCACAAAAUGAUUUCUCAGCCAAACCAACAACUUUGCCACUAGUGGAAACAAGGACUGAUAACAUAAACAUAACGUCUAAUGUUCAAACACAAAAUACUGCACCUACCGCAGGUGGUAACAUUCCAAAUUCAGUUUAUGUUUCACAAGCGAAACCUGUUUCAAGACCACCGCGGCAAUUUGCAUCACCACCCGAUGGUAAUACACCAGUUGAAGCACCAGAUAGUGCAUUGUUACCUCCACAUGGUUUCCAGAACGAUAGUUUUCAAAUGGAAAAUUCUCCAUCUCUCCCACAGUCUUUGGAUUCAACGAGUUUAGUUCAACCACAACCACAACCACAACCACAAUCGCAACCACCACCACCACCACUGGUUUCUACAUUACCAACAGCUAUCUCUCCACCAUCUGUAGCAGUAAGCUCUUCCACUUCAAAUCCUUUUAAACGCACUGGCAUUGCUCAGCAUCAUCGUGCUGGUUUUAUGCCAACUACAGAAACUAUUUCUACCAUGCCGCAAAGUAGCUUUAAUAUACCUCCACCUCCAGCUGAUUUUGCAAAUCCAGCUAUGGCUACUAUAAGUGGUGAAAAUUAUGGUAUUGACAAUUCUGAGGAUUUGCAUGAAAAUCAAGAAGUUAUUAUGCCAGUAUUGCCAUCUCAUACUAAUAUACAAUCUGUUAAUUUUCAAAGUACAGCAGUUCCAGUUCCAGUUCCAGUUUCAGUUCCAGUUUCAGUUCCACUACAUCAGUUACCAUUAUCAAAUAAUGAAAGAAAUCAGUACAUGCAAACAAGUCCAUUGUCUGAAAAUCCUGAUGAAGAGGUGAAUGUAGAAGGCGACAAUAACUUGCCACCACCUGGACUAUCUCGUUUAGUUUUAGGAGAACCUGAGUUAGAAACACCUCAGCGUAUGGUAACUGGUACUGAGGAACCAGUAGAUAACAUUACGAAUUUAAAUAUAGAAGAACGACAUGCAGAUGGACAAGACACUUCUGUCGAGCUGGUUAUGCCACCAACAAUGCUUAAUUCUAUACCUCGCAAUACGGGAAAUUCAGGAUUACCUGUUAAUACUGCCACAAAUAUUGGAAUAACAACCGAUCGCAAUUUGUAUUUAGUUCCUGGUGAAAGUAACGCUCAUGACGAUCAACGAGUUGUAACUGGUGUGGAGACUACAGAAACCAUUGUUAUAUCCAAUCCAACACAAGUAAUAAGUGAACAACGUGAAAUUGAAUUAGAUGGCGAAAACUUAGAUGACCAACAACCCUUAUUGAGUAACAACAGAGAUGAACCACCACUCGUAGGUGCUGCGUCUAAUGUUGAGUUGACAGUUUUAGCACCCACUGAACCCGCUGAUGCACAUCAUACAGUGAAAUCUAAGGAACAUUCUAAUGUAUCUACAGGAAAUGACGAUAGUGAUCUUAUGCAAGAACUUCAUCACAAUAGAUAUGCAACUAAAAAUCGUAAACGUAAUGAAAUUGAACGACGAAAUGAGAAACAGUACAAAGAAAAGAAAAGCUAUGAAAGCGAUGAGUCUGAAGAAUAUUCAAGUGAUCGCGAACGUAAUGAUCGUCGUCGUGGUUAUCGUGAAGGUAGUGUCCGUAGUGAUCGUGGCCGUAAUGAACGUUCUGAAAAAGAACGAAAUCGCCGCAGUAAACGUGAUGGUGGUGGCAGUAGUGACCACGAAAGAACGCGAGAUAAAUAUUAUCGCGAUGAUGGUAAGUCCGAUAGACGUAAGCAACGUUAUAAUAGAAAUGAAAGUGAUACAAAGUAUGAUGCUGAAGAAUCAAUGCGCCAUGAUGGUAAUUAUCGUAAAGAUGCUACACGUAGAAGUAUGAGAGAAAAUCGUGGUCCAGUUGAGGAACGUAGCGGCCGAAGUGAUCGUAGUGAUCGUGACUAUGACGAUUAUAAUCGACGGCAACGUGGUUCAAAACGUGGAGAAAAAACUGAUAUGGAACGAGACCGUCGCGGUUACACUGAUGAAAACAGAGAUCGAAGACAACGCCGUGAUAGAGACAGAGACAGAGAAAGAGAUCGAGAUUAUGAUUAUGACACAGUGGAACGGAGGAGACGAGAAAAGCAUCAUCAGCGGGGCGUAGAUCCACGUGAUUAUGAAGAAUAUCGUAAGCAAAGUUCACGUAAUGCACGUGGCAGUGAUUUAGAAAAAGAUCGUACUCGAGAUGUCGAUGCACGCUAUGAUUCACGACAUGGGGGAAUGUAUGGAUAUCAUCCGACUUCUGCAUAUGGUUAUGAUAGUUAUGCCUAUUAUUAUGAACAAAUGGCACGCAAUAAUCCUCAAGCUUAUGCUGAAUGGUAUAAAAAAUAUUAUGCCCAAGCUGCAGCCACAACUGCAACUGCUAUUCCGAAUAGCAAUGGUGAUUCCCUUAAUAGUACGGCAACUGUUGGAGGAACUGAUGGACGCGAGUCUGUACAUUCGGGACGUAGUUCAGCUCACAACGAGAAAAAUCGGUAUACACAAGCAUACAUAUCACAAGCAAAUGAAUAUCAUCGUCAUUUUCAUCAUCAUCAUCAGCAACAACAGCAAAAGGAAAUGGCGCGCAUCGAUAUGUCCCUUAAUUCAACCAUGCUGGAUGAAUCGAUAUCAUAUACUGGUCUCAGAAGCGCACAUUCAACAAGCAAUAUUUCGCAAAUCAGUUCCACAGCUCCCAUAUCAACUACUGGAUAUUAUAUUGGUCCAAAUCGCGCAUAUUUCACAAGAUCUGACUAUACGGAUUUAAGAUCGGCGAAUGUGUCGUUAGCACGAGCGGAACAGAUAGUUUCCGAACAGCAGCGAUUAACGCCAUUUAAAUUUCUAAAUGAGCAUGCGGUUGCAACAUUAGGAGCUGGUGUAUUGGUUACAGUGAAACCAAAAAUCACAUCGCAGGGCAAUGUGAGUCAUAUUGUUAAGUUACAGCGCCCGACCGUCAACGAUGCAUCGUUCCAAUUUUGUCAAAGUUUUCCUGGUCCACUGGUACGCGGCUUAACACAUAAGAAAACUAUAAUUGAAUUUUGUGAAGAGCAGAUACGUCUCAAACCAUACGAAAGCACAAUCUAUGCUAAGCAACUGAUGCCAAAUGCAGAAAAGUACAGAGCAUCAUACACAUUGAUGUGGAAUCUGUUAAUAUUGCUUGUGCGUCAAAAUGGCAUGGUAGUCGGCACGGAUAUAGCAGAACUGCUUUUAAAAAAUCAACAAUUAUUUCCCUAUGUAGUGAAUGCGUCCGAGUCUAAUUCUAUUGCCUCAAACUCUGUACCGCUAGCAAGUCGAUCUAAUAGCGCCACUUCUCAAGGAAGUGACAAUGAUGAAAAUGACAACAAACUAAGUGAUAUUGAAAUUGAACAAGACAAAGAUAUGAAAUCAGAGAGCAACUUACCAUCGAAAUCUGAGGUCGACUUAACAACUUUUUCAGCCGCUAAGUCGUCCGUCGCUUCUGAGACAGAAAUUACAAAUAAAUUUCGUAAUUACUUAUUAUAUGGAAAUGUUAAUGAAGCUCUAGACUGGGCAACCGAUAAUAAUCUUUGGGGUCAUGCGCUUUUCCUUGCUUCCAAAGUAGAUCGCCGAUCGCAUGCGAAUGUUAUGAUGAAAUUCGCUAAUAAACUUUCACUAAAUGAUCCUCUACAAACACUGUAUCAACUAAUGAGUGGACGUACUCCAUCCAGUGUUACUAGCGUACAAGAUGAGAAAUGGGGAGAUUGGAGGCCACAUCUAUCCAUGAUAUUAUCAAAUACUUCCCAAAAACCCGAAUUGGAUCGUAAAGCAAUUACCACACUGGGUGAUUCACUUUUUAAUCGUGGCGAUUUGUUUGCUGCACAUUUCUGCUAUUUAAUGGCUCAAGUAGGUUUUGGGCGUUAUCAAGAAAGUGCAUCACAGGAAACUACUUUGCAACAGACCUUACCAAAAUUGGUGCUUUUGGGUUCUUCACAUUAUAAAAAUUUCCACGAAUUCGCAACUAAUGAAGCUAUUGUAAUGACCGAAAUUUAUGAAUAUGCCUGCUCAUUAAAUGAUGAUAAAUUUUCUUUAGUUGAAUUUCAGCCUUAUAAAUAUCUGUUGGCUACGCGGAUGUUGGAUUAUGGUUUUCAUUUAAAGAGUCUUAUGUACAUGGAACAAAUAUCCUUGCAUAUUCAACGUGAUCCUAGCAAAUAUGAACCGACAUUUAUUAACAAAGUAUAUGAACUGGCUGAUCGCCUAAAAUACUACGAUCCAGUAUUGGACAAAACAAUUGACGAGCAACAGAAUACUGAUGACAAUUUAAACAAUGGUGUACCUAAUUUUGAAGAACAAAAAUGGCUACAAGAUUUGCGAACUAUUGCUGCUCAGUACAACGUUCCAACUAAUACAUUAGACACUGCAAAUGAUGGUCAAUAUAAUUAUCAAAAUCAAAUUGAUCAGCAAUUUGUUGAGAUAAACAAGCAAUUCAAUGAAUUGAAUUUGCAAUAUAGUAACAACAAUACCGAUGUGCCUAUGUAUCAAGCAGAUCAGAUACAACAACAACAACAACAGCAACAACACCAGCCUACUUUAUCUAACUUAGAUGCAAACGAGCAAUAUAAUUCGGGUGUUACUGAUUAUAUUAAUCAACAACAAUAUGCAGAAACACAUAAUAAAGUCGUACCAGAUAGUAGCACAUUACAACCUGCUGUGGAUCCAUACAAUACAAAUUAUUCAGCCCAAAUUCAACAAGAUUUUACGCAGCAACAACAACAAUUGCAACAACAACAAUUACAACAGCAACAACCAGAGCAAACCAACUUAUAUUAUGAUCCAACUCUUCAUCAGCAACAAUAUAACAAUGCAGAUGUACCGAUAGACGCUCAACAGAGUACCGGCAGUUAUGAUUAUUGGUCUACACAACAACAACAAAUUCAUGAUGAGUUUGCAAAAAGUAUAGUUCCUGAAAAUAAUCAUAAUAUUACAACGAGUUUGGGCACUAAUAUCACCAACAACGAAAAUAAUACCAAAAAGGUGUUAGUUAUAAAAUCAUUACCGACAAGAAAGAAAUUAAAUAUGGAAGCAAAGGAACAGCUAAAAAAUUUACAAAAAUAUAAAGCCCAACAAUAUCAAAGUAAACAUAUUGCUGCACACCUUAAAGGCAUGAGUACGAAUCUCAAUAGAAAUCAAUCGAACGCUUUAACUAAAUCAGCAGUUGCUAUGAAAUCAAACAACGCCAGGCUAACAGCAGCAACCCUUAAAGCUCAACAGCAAAAACGACGUACCGAUGUAGAAGAAGAUCAAACACCAACUCCUUUCCUAACCAAUAAUAGUGCACGACCUACGAUAUCGAUGCCAAAAUCUAAAUCUUAUGAUUCUGACGAUGAGAUUCUUAAAAAACAAAAACAGCAACAGCAGCAACAAGAUUUCAAGACUUCUAGUAACCAAGCAAAGAAUGCACAGCAACAACAACAAAAUAAAAAUGAAGGAAAUAAAACUACACAGCAAUCAAAUCAGAAUUCUGGUUGGUUUGGUGGUAUUUGGAAUAAGUUAUCAUUAAAACCUAAAAAUCAAAUGAUUUUGCCUGAUGAUAAGAAUCCAUCAAUUGUUUGGGAUCCAGAUAAGAAACGUUGGGUUAACACUGAUGGUGAUGAAAAUGGCGAAGAAAGUUUUAAACCGCCACCCAAAAUGAGUGAUAUAAUGCCACAGCAAAUGGGUGUACAACAGCCACAGCCACAGCCACAAUCACAAUUACAAUUACAUCAACAACCACAACCUCAACAACAAAUGCAGCCACAACCACAGCUACAACAACCACAACAACAACAACUAUUGCAACAACAGGACAUACAUCAGUAUAAUAGAUUGCCGACUCCUAUGCCAACUAAUGCAGCUGCUGCACCAAUUAAUUCUCCUAAUACUGGAGAAGCUCCACAUAAUUAUAGUGCAGCAGGUAUAGCUGCGGCAAGUACAACUACUACAGAUGUUGCAAAUGCUGCUCCAAAACCACCAAGUUUGCAAUCAAAUAUGUUUAAAAUGCAAAGAAAUCGAACUCUUAAAAACUCAUAUGUGGAUGUAUUUAAUCCUUCUGGUGCGCCUAUGUCAAAAGCUGCUGAAAAUGUAUUGGCACCAACUUUACCACCCGUUACUGUACCAGCUGGUGGCUAUUUUAUUCCAGGAGCUACACCAACUGCAAAUGAUGGUAGUUCAUAUCAGCAACAGGAGCAACAAGUUCCACAACAAGAUGUUCCACAAUUUUAUAAUCCUAAUCAAUAUGGCGCAGGUUAUUAAAGUGAUCAAUAGUGGAACGAGGGAGAAGUGCGAAGCCAUUUGCGAAAUUAGUUUAAUUAGCAAUUUCUAAAAGUCGACUAAAUAGGCUACUUAAAUUAAUAAUUAAUACAAUUUACGAAACGAAAUGCGGCGCGAAUUAGUUUAGAUUCUAAGAUACACGUAAAUUUAAUAUUCAACAUGUACCGGAAUAAACUCGUAUAUAACUAUUUUGAUUUUUUAUAACUAAAUAUUGAAUUUGUUAAAUAGUUUUAAUUCUUCUUAAAGACAAAACAACAGAUUAUCUAACUAAAAAAUUGUAUUAAUAAAAAAUGAUGAUAACGAAUAAUAUAAAC
Teleopsis dalmanni is the source of this 7884-nucleotide messenger RNA. RefSeq lists its product as uncharacterized. The coding region runs from base 206 to 7552 and encodes 2448 amino acids. NCBI's taxonomy places the organism in Eukaryota, Metazoa, Arthropoda, Insecta, Diptera, Diopsidae. The record is from RefSeq and is a predicted model, not a curated record. Gene Ontology annotation, biological process: autophagy; Golgi organization; COPII vesicle coat assembly. Gene Ontology annotation, cellular component: ER to Golgi transport vesicle membrane; endoplasmic reticulum exit site. The transcript has 17 exons.